Messenger RNA from Salvia splendens (bonfire salvia), 396 nucleotides. RefSeq lists its product as uncharacterized. The transcript has a single exon. The coding region runs from base 1 to 396 and encodes 131 amino acids. NCBI's taxonomy places the organism in Eukaryota, Viridiplantae, Streptophyta, Magnoliopsida, Lamiales, Lamiaceae. The record is from RefSeq and is a predicted model, not a curated record.
AUGGUGACCAGGAAGAAAGACGCCACAAUUGAUGUGGCCAGUAUGUUCAAAGACGUGGAAGUCAAGGUGCCACUCCUGACGGCGUUGAAGAUGCCCCCGAUCAGCAAUUUUAUCAAGGACUACCUGGCGGGGAAGGUCAAUGAAGACGGGAGAAUGAUCACAAAAGAGAAUGUCUCUGCAGUAAUCCAGUGGAGUGACCUCCCCUCAAAGAAGACCGACCCACGGAUGUUCACACUCCCGAUUUCAAUUGGGGAUAUUCAAGUGGAGCACGCCAUGUGCGAUUUAGGGGCAUCUAUCAACGUUCUGCCGUAUGCUAUUUAUCAGAAGCUGGGAGAGGCUAAGUUGGUCGACACCGACAUCAUGAUACAGCUAGCCGACAAAUCUUGCAUUCAAUAG